UGUGUUUAUGUUACAGAGUGAUGGCGUGGCAGAGCGUGAUGGUGGUGGCGUGGGUGAUGGUGACAGUGGUGUACGGGGCAGAGGCCCGUGACCCCUUGGUCGUGCAGACGCUGAAGGGAGCAGUGCGAGGUACUACGCUUACCACAGCUAAGGGCCGCCAGGUCGACGCUUGGUAUAACAUUCCCUUCGCCCAGCCACCCAUCGGAGAUCUCCGCUUCCGUCAUCCACGACCCAUCGACCGCUGGCAUGGCGUUAAGGAUACAACCAUGCUACCGAAAUCCUGCGUCCAGCUUCCAGACACUUUCUUCGGUGAAUUCAAUGGCUCAACCAUGUGGAAUCCCAACACCGAGAUGAGCGAGGAUUGUCUCUACAUCAACGUGGUAGUUCCGAAACCGCGUCCACGGAAUGCUGCAGUGAUGGUGUGGAUAUAUGGGGGUGGCUUCUACUCAGGCACUUCCACGCUCGAUGUUUAUGACUACAAAAUGUUUGCGGCAGAGCAGCAGGUGAUCAUGGUGGCACCGCAGUACCGCGUCGCCUCGCUUGGUUUCCUCUACAUGAUGAACUCUGAUGUACCUGGCAAUGCUGGCCUCUUCGAUCAACUCAUGGCGCUGCAGUGGAUUCAUGAUAACAUCCGCUUCUUCGGUGGCAAUCCUGAUAACAUUACUCUAUUUGGCGAGUCUGCCGGUGCUGUAAGUGUGAGUAUGCAUCUACUGUCUCCACUCUCCCGCAACCUAUACAGUCAGGCUAUUAUGCAGUCAGGGUCAGCAACUGCACCCUGGGCCAUCAUCACAAAGGAAGAAAGUGUGCUGCGAGGGUUACGUCUUGCCGAGGCUGUGGGAUGCCCACAUGACCCUAAUAACCUGACCGCUGUUGUUAACUGUCUCCGCGAGACUGAUGCCAAGACUCUAGUCCAUAAUGAACCAUCUUCUCAUAUAUGUGAGUUCCCAUUCGUGCCCAUCAUUGACGGCGCUUUUCUUGACGAACGACCCAGCAAAUCCCUUAAAGAUAAAAACUUCAAGAAGACCAACAUCAUGAUGGGCAGUAACACUGAGGAAGGUUAUUGGUUUAUCAUAUAUUUUCUCUCAAACAUUUUUCGCCUUGAGGAAGAAAUCACAGUGACACGGCCAGAAUUUGAAAGCUCAGUACGGGAACUCCAUCCGUACUUCAACGAAGUAGUUCGCCAAGCCAUUAUGUUCGAGUACACAGACUGGCUUUCUCCAGACGACGGCGUCAUGUACCGCAAUGCUAUUGACAAGAUGGUGGGAGACUAUCACUUUACCUGCAACGUCAACGAGUUCGCUUACCACUACGCCUUGGCCGGGAACAAUGUCUACAUGUAUUACUACACGCAUCGCUCCUCACAGCACGUCUGGCCUAAGUGGAUGGGCGUUCUUCACGGCGACGAGAUCAGCUUCCUCUUUGGCCAGCCUCUAAACCCUGAAAAAUCAUAUACGGUGGAGGAACAGGAACUCUCCAGACGAAUGAUGACUUACUGGGCCAACUUCGCUAAGACUGGGAAUCCCAGUGAAGGUAGUGACAGCGUGUGGACACAGACGUACUGGCCAGUGCACACCACAACUGGUCGUGAGUACCUCACCCUCGCCACAAACACCACCUCAACAGGCAGGGGACCAAGACUCAAAAAAUGUGCCUUCUGGAAAAAAUUCGCACCUAAGCUACUGCAACUUACAGCCGACAAGACAAGCACGAGACCGGAGCAAUGUCCAAGCAGCACUAGCAGUGUGGAGCGGGUGAGAGAGUCCAGCCUGGCCACGGUCUUGCUGACAUCCAUCAUCCUCAUCUACUCCUCCAUGACCCGCCCGUGAGGAAAGUCCCACCCGCCUCUCCUUUCAACACACAAAAGCCUCCACUUGUAACAGCUGCCAGCGAGGAAUGAGGCUCUCCAACACUAAAGACGACGAUAAGUUGCUCUUUGACGCCGCUUUAAGUAUGCUGAAGGCGACGGCAGGUUGCUGUUUGCUGCCGCUUAGUAUGUUUUCUGGACGUCUCAUUGCGUCGUCCCGCUAGUUGAGUGCUAUUUAGCCAGAAUAUACCGCACUAAAGCCGUUUAUAUACAGAUUCUGUAGCAGUGCUGAAAGUGUUGAGUGCAGUCUGAACUACUAGUUGUAGCAGAGAAAAAAUGGACUGAUUUAACAAAAGUUGUGAACAAAAUAUAGUUUUCUAGAUUUCGAACUUAUGUGCUGUCAUGAUUUCUGGCAACAGAAGUUCCAAGAUAACAGGUAAUGGAUAGAAAGCCAAGGUUAUAUUAUCGCAUGUAGCUCUGAUGGGGUGAAUAAGGAGCAAUACAUGGGACUCUGGCUGAGAUGAUAGGCUACACCCAUAGGGAAUAGGCAGAAUGUGAGCCCUCGGUGUUUAUAGCAUAAAUCGUCCCAGGAUCACAAUCGGCACUUGCUACAUCUUUAUCGUCUAAGAUAGCCUAUAUGUAUAGCGAGGAUGGAGUUGUCCUGUUGUGUGGCACUGGUUGUCACAGGAGACUAGUGCCAGAAGUAAAAACAGUGCUGCCUGGACCACCCUCCUCGCUCAGAGACAAUGAUCCUAGCAGUCUUAAAGGUCGUAAAGCUUUCUUCUUGUUAAGUGACUGUAGAAGGUGAGCUUUAUUAACACCUUACAUCUAAUCUAAGUAUUCGCGUUAUUAGACCUCAUAUUUUUUCGGUUCUUUAGUAAUCCCCGCCAAUAGCUUGGACGUGGAAUAGCAAGGACCCACUCAUUAUGAUGAUGCCAUUAUACCAUGCCUGCUCUAUCAUGGAAUGGCAUUCUGUCACUUUCUCGAGGCAUUUAACCGAUGUCUCUUUCUGGACGCUAUGCAGAGUUGUAGCCGUGAGACGCAUGCACGCCCUUAUCUGAUCCUCUUAGCAACGCCACCCUCACUCAGACAACCCAUACAUAUCUCUCCGGUAGUUCAAGGAUUUCCUGUACAUGUGCUAGGUUUUAUCAGGCGUUCCGUGGUCCUCAAACUUUGGUUUAGUCAAAUAUGAACUACCACUUGCAUUCUUAAUUCACCCUGGCAGGUGCAGAGUCUAGCAGAGGUGACUAUUAUGGUUGUCUUUGAGAUUUAUGAUAGGACGUUAAAGAUACUGUUAGUACUUCAACCAGGCUAAAGACAUUUAAUGCUAUAUCCCGUCAAAAUGGCUAAAUAUUCCAGUGUCUGUGGCGUAAACGAUGUGGCAAGGGGGAUCCAAAAUUAGCCAUUUUGGCGGGAAAUAGAAA
This is a messenger RNA of Cherax quadricarinatus, 3228 nucleotides long. Its product is annotated as acetylcholinesterase. Gene Ontology annotation, biological process: acetylcholine catabolic process; choline metabolic process. The record is from RefSeq and is a predicted model, not a curated record. NCBI's taxonomy places the organism in Eukaryota, Metazoa, Arthropoda, Malacostraca, Decapoda, Parastacidae. Gene Ontology annotation, molecular function: acetylcholinesterase activity. Gene Ontology annotation, cellular component: plasma membrane.